Molecule: messenger RNA, 6667 nt
Organism: Oncorhynchus masou masou (cherry salmon)
Lineage: Eukaryota; Metazoa; Chordata; Actinopteri; Salmoniformes; Salmonidae
Product: E3 ubiquitin-protein ligase Itchy
Exons: 24
Coding region: 177-2750 (857 amino acids)
Biological process (GO): proteasome-mediated ubiquitin-dependent protein catabolic process; protein K29-linked ubiquitination; protein K48-linked ubiquitination
Cellular component (GO): cytoplasm
Molecular function (GO): ubiquitin protein ligase activity; protein binding
Source: RefSeq, a predicted model, not a curated record
CAGGAAGAAAUUCAGACCGAGUGGUACUUGUCAUACAGCUUUUUAGUUUUUCUGAGACGUUGUUUACCAUCCACAUUCCUUGGUGGGCGUAAGAAGGACAUUUACAGAAACAUUUGUUGCCCUCUGAUAUGGUUCAUGUCAUAGCCAAAGCAUGCUGCCGUGUUAAUGGCUGAACUAUGAAGGCACAACUUCAAGUCACUGUUCUGUCGGCCAAACUGAAGGAGAACAAAAAGAACUGGUUUGGCCCCAGUCCGUACGUGGAGGUGGCUGUGGACGACCAGUCGAAGAAGACGGAGAAAUGCAACAACACCCACACCCCCAAAUGGAAGCAGUCACUCACAGUAAUUGUCACACCUUUCAGUAAGCUCAUUUUCCGGGUAUGGAGUCAUCAGACGCUGAAGGCCGACUUCCUAUUGGGCGUGGCCACAUUGGACAUGAGUGAAACCCUCAAGUCCAAUGAUAUGAAACUCUCUGAGGUGGUGCAGAUCUUACAGCUGUGUUCAGACCAGGACAACACAGACGUGGUGGGAGACCUGUCCAUCUGUCUGGAUGGCGUGCAGGUGGACCCAGAGACCUUUGCCUCUGCAGAGAGAGACUAUGCAGCUACUGCUCCCAACAGGGAUGUGAGGCAGAACGAAGAUGGAGGCAACAGGUCCAGCAGAGACACGUCACCUUCCAGUGACUCUACAGAGGACUGGGUGAUCAUCCCCAAUGGCCACGAGAUCAACUGCACGGGGUCUCCCGCCCCAUCCCCAGGGGGCUCCAAGUCCACACGCCCCCCCAGACCUGCUCGUCCUCCUCCACCCACCCCUCGCAGACCAGCCGCCUCCCCAGCGUCCUCUAGCAGCUCCACUCCCAGCGACGUGAGCGAGCCCCCGGCUUCAGACGGCUCCUCCUCAGACCCCCCUCCGGAGAACGGCGCAGAACCCCCACAGGCAGCCAACACCAGCGGACCGGAAGCCAUUGGGGCACCCCCAGCCGGAGGGCUCCCCCAACUCGGCCCUGUCAGCAACGGCCCACUGCCACCGGGCUGGGAGCAGAGGGUGGACCAGAAUGGGCGCAUGUAUUACGUGGAUCACAUUGAAAAGAGGACGUCAUGGAACCGACCCGAUUCUCUCCCCUCUGGGUGGGAGCGGCGCGUGGACCCAAUGGGCAGGGUGUACUUCGUGGACCACAUCAGCCGGACCACCACGUGGCAGCGCCCUACGCAGGAGUCAGUGCGUAACUUUGAGGAGUGGCAGCACCAGCGCAGCCAGCUGCAGGGGGCCAUGCAGCAGUUCAACCAGAGGUUCAUAUUUGGGCUCCAGGAUCAGCAAAUAGCCGCAGCAAACAAAGAGUUUGACCCGCUUGGGCCACUGCCACAUGGCUGGGAGAAGCGAACAGACACCAACGGCAGGGUAUAUUUUGUUCACCACACAUCGCGGAUGACCCAGUGGGAGGACCCACGGACGCAAGGGCUGCUUAAUGACAAGCCACUACCUGAAGGCUGGGAGAUGAGGUUCACUGUGGACGGCAUCCCCUACUUUGUGGACCACAACAGGAGAACCACCACCUACAUCGACCCUCGCACAGGCAAAUCCUCCCUUGAGAAUGGGCCUCAGAUCACCUACGUCAGGGACUUCAAAGCCAAAGUGCAGUACUUCAAGUUCUGGUGUCAGCAACUGUCAAUGCCACAGCACAUCAAGAUCACCGUCACCCGCAAAACCCUCUUUGAGGAUUCAUUCCAGCAAAUAAUGAGCUUUCAUCCACAAGAUCUCAGACGGAGGCUGUGGAUAAUAUUCCCCGGAGAGGAAGGCUUGGACUACGGAGGAGUGGCAAGAGAGUGGUUCUUCCUGCUGUCUCAUGAGGUGCUGAACCCCAUGUACUGCCUGUUUGAGUACGCUGGGAAGGAUAACUACUGUCUCCAGAUCAACCCUGCCUCUUACAUCAACCCCGACCACCUCAAGUACUUCAAGUUCAUUGGACGCUUCAUCGCCAUGUCCUUGUUCCACGGGAAGUUCAUUGAUACGGGAUUCUCCCUGCCCUUCUACAAGCGCAUCCUGAACAAGCCCCUGGCCCUAAAGGACCUGGAAUCCAUUGACACGGAAUUCUACAACUCCCUCAUCUGGAUCAAGGAUAACAACCUGGAGGAGUGUGGUCUGGAGAUGUUCUUCUCUGUGGACAAGGAGAUCCUGGGGGAGGUUACUACUCACGAGCUGAAGCCGGACGGAGGCAACAUACUGGUCACUGAGGAGAACAAAGAGGAAUACAUCAGGCUGGUGGCAGAGUGGAGGUUGUCCAGAGGGGUGGAGGAGCAGACCCAGGCCUUCUUCGAGGGCUUCAACGAGGUCCUCCCCCAGCAGUACCUGCAGUACUUUGACGCUAAGGAACUGGAGGUGAUGCUGUGUGGCAUGCAGGAGAUAGACCUGGUGGACUGGCAGAGGCACACCAUCUACAGACACUAUGCUCGUAGCAGCAAGCAGAUCCUCUGGUUCUGGCAGUUUGUGAAGGAGAUGGACAACGAGAAACGCAUGAGGCUGCUACAGUUUGUCACUGGCACCUGUCGGCUCCCCAUGGGUGGCUUCGCUGACCUCAUGGGGAGUAAUGGACCACAGAAGUUCUGCAUCGAGAAGGUGGGCAAAGAAAACUGGCUUCCAAGAAGUCACACUUGCUUUAAUCGACUGGACCUGCCCCCCUACAAGAGUUACGAGCAACUGAAGGAGAAGCUGAUGUUUGCCAUCGAGGAAACUGAGGGCUUCGGACAGGAGUAGUAACACACGGCAGCCUAAAUGGCCACCACGAGGAGCCAUUCUCUACGCACUUUGAUCUGUCUAGGUUUCAGGCAGCUGCACUUUUUCCCCCAGGUCCUGGCUCUCUUGAGAUGGGCAGGCACUAACAGACGCGUCCCUUUCUGUCAGUCCGGAGCCACGUUAUACAGACCCCCAAAGUCAUUACACCUGAGGUGGAAUCACUGUCUCCAUGGUGACGACCCUUCAUACUGAAUGAUUCAGCUUUCACCCCCUGACCUGUGUAACCCUGUUGAAGCUUGCCUUAUUCUGCCUAAUCAGACCACGUGUCCGGGAAGAGCGAGAGAGAGAGAGAGAGGAAGGGGAGGGGAUGUUCCCUCCCCAUGUCACAUCUGCCUGUCACCUCUUCACCACAGUAGUUAAUAAUCACGGAAGAUAUUCACGACAAUGUCAGCUGUUUAAUUUCUUCCCCUUCGUCUUCCUGAGCGCAGACUGUUGAGUGUAUGAAUGAAUGCUAGAAUUGUGUGCUGCUGACUCUUCCAAAGAAGUCCCCUUGUCAAUUUGUGACAUUUAGAGUGUUUUAGUUGAUUUAACAUGUUGCUUUCCAGAUGAAAUAUAGAAUCUUAAGACAUUUACUUUGCUGGUACACCACGGUUGUGGUGGUAAGGGUUUUUGUGAAUGUUAUGAUGAAAAGCUUUAUUUUUGGCGUGCAAUAGUUUUACAGUCAGAUGUUUAUGCCCUUUAUAUAGAUAAACCAGACAUUCAUUAAUUACCUCAACCCAAAGUUUUUGUUUAUAAAGUCAGUUGUAAUCAAGUCUACGUAUUGAUUUCAACCCUGAAUAUUGAAAAGGGUUUUAUUUCAUUUUUUUAUAGCCUGUAAUUGUUGUAGCGAAACAGGGUCGUAUUAAUUUUUCACCUAAUGGGAGAACAUUGAUCUUUUUUAAAACUUUGAAUGUUUUUGUGCCUUCUGACCAUGACCCUGGUUUGUUGUGUGAUUUGACCCUUUCUUUCCCAAACAUUCGGCAUUAGGACCGUACUUGUCUACAAUAAUAGCAUUGUUUUCAUUUGAGGCGAGGCAAACCAAAUGAGUUACUAAUGACGUGGGAGUGUCAAAAGUUAAUGUAAGGACAACCGAUAAGGAAAGAGUAAAUUUAGGAAUUAGAAAUAAGACAAUUGCUUGUGAAAAUCACUCCCACUGAAAGGUAAACCUUUUUUUGUUGUAUAGAGAAUUAUCAUCAACUCCAAGAUCUAAUGAUUAAGGACUAGUUUAAAUCAUAUCUGCGCUAGCUGACACCCGCAUAGCUGUUGUUUUGGUGGUGUCUGAGGUGGAACUGUGUUGGAGCUGUCAAAUCCACAAGCGGCUGAUGGGGUUUUACCUGAAGCAGACAUUGCCAUUGGAUGUCACAUUAACAGAAAUCCCAUGCAGCUGUGUUACAAUUCCGAACACUGGCAUCUGUGAUGUAAUCUACACCUCGAUUAGGAUGAUAUAAAUCCUUAUUACUUUGUUAAUUUAUUUUCAAUUUGAGCAUCAUUAUUUCUAUAUAGCCUAGACUUUCUCGUUCUGAGCUUCUAACACCGGUGGAAGGGGUGUGGCUUAGAGACCCUGUUAAAGAGCAGCUGCUCAAUGAUUUGACGUCAGAAUUGGCAAAAGGAGUUACCUCAGCGACUUUGAAGGUGGUAUGAUCCUGGGUGCCAUUCGUGCCGAUUGGGCUUUUCACGCACGACAGUGUCUAGGUUUUUACAUAGAAUGGUGCGAUAAAGACCAUUAAGUCAGUGGCAGUCCUGUGGGCUAAACGGCUCGUUAAUAAGAGGCCCGAAGGAGAAUGGCAAGAAUUGUGCAAGCUAACAGGCCGGCCACAAACAGGCAAAUAUCGGGGUAGAACGGCAUCUCGGAACGCGCAACUUCUCGGUCCUUGUCGCGGAUGAGCUAUUGCAGCCGACACUGGGGUUCCACUCCUAUCAGCUAAACACCAGAAGUGAUUACCAACACUGGACAAUUGAGGAGUGGAAAAACAUUGGCUGGUCCGAUGAAUCCCGGUUCCUUUUCCGUCAUGCUGAUAGCAGUCAGGAUUUGGCAUAAGCAGCAUGAGUCCAUGGCCCCAUCCUGCCUUGUGUCAACGGUACAGGCUAGUGGUGUAAUAGUGUGGGGAAUGUUUUUCAGCACACCUUAGGUCCCUUAAUUCCAAUUGAGCAACGUUUGAACAUUUACAACACCUUGUAAGAUCAAUUCCCCGGAGAAGUCAGGGUGUUCUGGUGGCAAAGAGGGGUCCAACCUGGUACUAGAUGGGUGUACCUAAUAAACUGGACGCUGAGUGUUUAUAUGUAUGUCCCAGGCCCAUAGCCCUAAGAAAUACAUCUAUAUAUAAUGUGGAUGAGAAGAAUUUAACAGCAAUGCGGCCCUAGUUUUAUAGGGUUCAGUUUUGUCAUUCUAGAUUUUUUUUUUUGUUAAAGUUUGUGUUGCUAAAUAUUGCAUCACCUGUCCCAAAUUAUGUUAGUUAUUCUAUCAAUGGCUGCAGUGAGCGUAGCAAAACGGCAGAAUCAAGAGUCAAAUCUGAACCAUGUCUAUGCAACAACAAAAAAGGUUGUAAUCAUAAGGCACCAAGUGGACUGAAACCGGGGGGGAUUACCUGGAACUGUCCCAUAAGAAACGCUCAUUCUCAUUACACAUUGCAAAACUUUUUCCUUCGUGUGACCUGAUGAACAUCACCAUGUUGAUUGGCAUUGAAUGAGAUCUACCACUUCUGACCUUUUGUGAACUCUGCUUCUCAGGCAUUUAUUCAACAUGCCUCUCGGUAGCAUUUCUUCGCAAGAACAAUGGCAGUAUAAUCAAGUUAGAUUAAAUAUAGCUUUCUUUCAAGACAUGUUUAGGUCACAGAUGUGUAUUUGCAGUCAAAUCAAGCACCCAAGUGACAUGCGUAAUAUCCUUGUCGUGAGUGACUGGUAUUUGAAUUCAUUUGACACCAACUUACAUACGGAAAGUAUUCAGACCCCUUCCCCUUUUCCACAUUUUCAAACUUUACAGCCUUACAGCCUGCAGAAUUUUUUUUGGUACCCUUCCCCAGAGCCUGGGCUUGAACCCGAUCGAACAUCUCUGGAGAGACCUUAAAAUAGCUGUGCAGCGACGCUCCCCAUCCAACCUGACAGCUUGAGAGGAUCUGCAGAGAAGAAUGGGAGGAACUCCCCAAACACAGGUGUUUCAAGCGUGUAGCGUCAUACCCAAUAAAAUUUGAGGCUGUAAUCACUGCCAAAGGCGCUUCAACAAAGUACUGAGUAAAAGGUCUGAAUACUUAUGUAAAUGGUAUAUUUCCGGGGGGGGGGGGGGUUGUUGUAACUUAACAAAAUGUGGAAAAAGUCAAGGGGUCUGAAUACUUUCCGAAUGACAAUAGUGUUAACCCCAGCCUAGUGGAUGUCUUAGCUGUGAGUGUCUGGGUUGUUUUGGAAAGACUCCUUGAACUUCCAUUAAGAAAGACACUUUUCAUUUAAAAACAAAUAUUUUCAAAACGUCAUGUAUUGUGUGCCGUGGCUGUCUCGUCUCUGAUACCACUUUAUAACUGGGUGUAAAGUCAGGGCAAUUCGACAUCCCAUUGCUUCACUGCAUCCUCAAGACUUCUUGACCAUACACUCAUUCUGGCUCACCACCUCAUAGUGCACUGCCAUGAAGAGUGCUGUUAUUAACAAAUAGCCUUACUCUGCUUAUUAACCACUUUAAAUUAUUGUUCUUUUUUAAAGUAUUGCCAUGUUCCCAGAUCAUAAAGGAAUAAAAUGUACAGACAUGUGUUGGUGUUAACUAAUCAUGUUGAUAGUAUUUUUCAUUGUUAAAGCUCUCUAACAUUUUAAUAAAUAUGAGUUAAUGGUUGGAUACUAGUUAUUUUUUCUUAUGUGAAGAUGAAGGAUCUUUAUCAUGUAAAAUAAUAAUCUAAAUAAACAAAUGGCAACUGGAA